Castor canadensis (American beaver) is the source of this 1857-nucleotide messenger RNA. It is a transcript of the gene Prc1, whose product is annotated as protein regulator of cytokinesis 1. Gene Ontology annotation, cellular component: spindle; cytoplasm; mitotic spindle midzone. The record is from RefSeq and is a predicted model, not a curated record. Gene Ontology annotation, biological process: mitotic spindle midzone assembly; microtubule cytoskeleton organization. NCBI's taxonomy places the organism in Eukaryota, Metazoa, Chordata, Mammalia, Rodentia, Castoridae. Gene Ontology annotation, molecular function: microtubule binding.
AUGAGAAGAAGUGAGGUCCUGGCAGAGGAGUCUGUAGUGUGUCUCCAGAAAGCCCUGGUUGACCUUCGGGCGAUAUGGGAGCUGAUCGGGAUUCCGGAGGACCAGCGGCUGCAGAGGACAGAGGUCGUACACAAGCACAUCAAGGAUCUCCUGGACAGGAUGAUUGCUGAGGAGGAGAGUCUGAAGGAGCGGCUUAUCAGGAGCAUAGCCAUCUGCCAGAAGGAGCUGGGCACCCUGUGUGCGGAGCUGCACGUGGAGCCAUUUCGGGAGGAAGGAGAGAUAACUAUCCUGCAACUAGAGAAAGAUUUGCGCACUCAGGUGGAAUUGAUGAGGAAGCAGAAAAAGGAGAGGAAGCAGGAACUGAAGCUACUUCAAGAACAGGAUCAAGAACUCUGUGAGAUUCUUUGCAUGCCUCACUAUGACAUUGACAGCACUCCAGUUCCUAGCAUAGAAGACCUGAACCAGUUCAGAAAACAUGUGGCCACUUUGAGGGAAACAAAGGAGUGUAGACGGGAGCAGUUCGUUGACAUAAAGAGACAAAUCAUACUGUGUAUGGAAGAAUUGGAGCACACUCCUGACACAAGCUUUGAAAGAGACGUUGUGUGUGAAGACGAGGAUGCCUUCUGUUUAUCUUUGGAAAAUAUUGCAACACUACAAAAACUGCUACGGCAGCUGGAAAUGCGAAAAUCCCAGAAUGAAGCAGUGUGCGAGGGACUGCGUGCUCAAAUCCAAGAGCUCUGGGACAGACUGCAAAUACCUGAGAGAGAGAGAGACACUGUGGCCAUGGCUAUGACCGGGUCAAAGGCCAAGGUCAGGAAAGCGCUGCAAUUGGAAGUGGAUCGCUUGGAAGAACUAAAAAGGCAAAACAUGAAGAAGGUGAUUGAGGUGAUCCGAAUGGAGUUGACUCAGUACUGGGACCGGUGUUUCUACAGCCAGGAGCAGAGACACGCUUUUGCCCCCUACUAUGCUGAAGACUACACAGAAAACCUGCUCCAUCUCCAUGAUGCUGAGGUCGUGCGGUUAAAAAACUACUACGAAGCUCACAAGGAACUCUUUGAAGGUGUCCAGAAGUGGGAAGAGAGCUGGAGGCUUUUCUUAGACUUUGAGAGAAAAGCUUCAGAUCCAAGUCGAUUUACAAACCGGGGAGGAAAUCUUUUAAAAGAAGAAAAACAACGAGCCAAGCUCCAGAAAACACUCCCUAAGCUGGAAGAAGAAUUGAAGGCUCAGAUUGACCUGUGGGAGCAAGCACAGUCAAAGACAUUUGUGGUAAACGGGCAGAAAUUCCUGGAUUAUGUGGCAGAGCAAUGGGAGAUGCAUCGGUUGGAGAAAGAGAGAGCAAAGCAAGAAAGACAACUGAAGAAUAAGAAACAGACAGAAACAGAGAUGCUGUAUGGCAGUGCUCCACGGACGCCCAAGCGGCGAGGGCUGACUCCCAGCACUCCUGGCAAAGUGCGCAAGCUGAACACUACUGCGAUGUCUAAUGCCACUGUCAACAGUAGCAUUCGGCCCGUGUUUGGGGGGACGAUCUACCGCUCUCCCCUGUCUCGCCUUCCUCCUUCUGGCAGCAAGCCAGCCUCCUCUACCUGUUCUGGGAAGAAAACGCCUGGUGCAGUCAGGCACGGGCCCAACAAGGAGAACCUGGAGCUGAACGGGAGCUUCCUGAGCGGUGGGUACCCCAGCUCGGCCCCCCUCCAGCGCAACUUCAGCAUUAGCUCUGUUGCCAGCACCUAUUCUGAGUUUGCGAAGGAGCCAUCCCUCUCUGACAGCUCUCCUGUUGGGCUUCAGCGGGAACUCUCAAAAGCUUCCAAAUCUGACGCUUCUUCUCGAAUCCUCAAUUCAACCAACAUCCAGUCCUGA